GUUGUUUUCCUUGUCUGCCUUAAGUUCACCGCCUGCAAUCAAGUGCCAGUUCAUAUUAUCACAUAAACUGGAAGGAGGAGUUUAGGGGAAAAACCCAGAAAGAAAACCACCACAUGACUAAAGAGCUAUUAAAUACUCGAUCAGGCCAGUGAGCUUUCCCACUGGUACAGUCAGUCUGGUAUGUAAGCCUUUUCAGCACUGGGCAUCGCAUUAAAACUGCAGCCCAAAUCCAAAUCUGUUCAAUCAGGAGCGGAAAUUAUCAGUAAUCUGCACACCAGGUGAGCUUGCCUCUUGUGUGUAAACCUAUGUAGCCUAUACCUGUUGUGUGGGAGGGGUGUUUCAGCUAAAUGCCACCAUAUUAAGAAAGCGCACACAAGAAGAAAUGUCUGCUCUUUCCUGCAGCUAUUAAGUGCAUCUGAAAUCUGAGGGAAAAGUCAACAGUUUUGGUGGGAGGAGUAUGAGUGCAAAGGACGAAUUCCCACACGAGUGGAUGGACAGCCACGCCAAGGUUGCAAUAAAUGACGGCUCUGUACAGGCAGAGAGACCCAGUUUGGGAGAAUACAACCACCACCACCUGCCUUUGGGAGAGAGCAGCAUCACCUUGGAGCCUUCUGCUCUGGACACUGAUCAGCUGUUCCCACUGAUGGAGACCAAGUUGUACAAGCGACGCUGGGUCAUGCUCUUCAUUUUUAGUCUUUAUUCCAUGAGCAAUGCCUUCAUGUGGCUGCAGUACAGCAUCAUCAGCAACAUCUUUAUGCACUUCUACAGUAUUGACACUCUGGCCAUCGACUGGCUCUCUAUGAUCUACUUCCUCACCUACAUCCCUCUCAUCCUUCCUGUCAUGUGGCUUCUCGAGAACCGAGGCAUCAGGGACGUGGUGGUGGUCGGUUCGGCCUUCAACUGCAUUGGGGCGUGGAUCAAGACGGGCACGGCAGACCCCAACAUGUUCAUCAUGACCUUCUUUGGGCAGUUUGUGUGUUCAGUCGCCACUGUUUACAUCCUUGGCAUCCCGUCCAGACUUGCCUCGCUGUGGUUUGGGCAGCAGGAGGUGUCCACCGCCUGUUCCAUCGGCGUUCUGGGAAACCAGCUGGGCAUCGCCAUCGGCUUCCUGAUCCCACCGAUCCUUGUGCCUAAUGUGGAAGACAUGGAUGAGCUGGCGUACCACAUCAGAAUCAUGUUCUACAUCAGCGCCGGAGUAGCUACACUCAUCUUCAUCCUCGUUGUCAUUGUGUUCCAGGAGAAACCAGAGAUCCCUCCCAGCCAGGCUCAGGCUCAGGCCCAGAGCAUCUCUGCUGAUGAGUACUCCUACACAGCCUCUAUCUUAAGGCUGCUGCGGAACAAGAACUUCAUGCUUCUGGUGGUCAGCUAUGGGCUGAACGUCGGCUGCUUCUACGCUGUUUCUACGCUGUUGAACCGGAUGAUCAUUGAACACUAUCCGGGUGAAGAGGUGAAUGCUGGGAGAAUCGGCCUCACCAUUAUCAUUGCUGGUAUGGUGGGAUCCCUCAUAUGUGGCAUUUGGCUCGACAAGACCAAAAGCUACAGACAGACCACCUUGUUUGUGUAUCUCAUGUCUCUGAUUGGGAUGCUCGUCUAUGCUUUCACCCUCAACCUGGGUCACCUGUGGGUGGUGUUCAUCACAGCUGGAGUCUUAGGCUUCUUCAUGACGGGUUAUCUGCCUCUGGGCUUCGAGUUUGCAGUCGAACUCACCUACCCAGAAUCAGAGGGAACCUCAUCUGGACUGUUGAACUGCUCAGCUCAGAUCUUUGGAAUCAUUUUCACCAUCUCUCAAGGGAAGAUUAUCGACCACUGGGGCACUGUAGCAGGAAACAUCUUCCUGUGUAUCUUUCUGCUAAUAGGAACAGUAAUGACAGGAUUUAUCAGGUCUGACCUCCGACGGCAGAAGGCCAACAUCCAGACUGAGGUGCAGACAGUGAGUCCUGCAGACUCUGAGUCUUCGAUUCAGGACUAUGGGGCCACGUCAUGCAGCAUCCCCUGGCAACGGCAGUCUUGACAUAUACCCACAAGCUCACAAAAAUCUAAACACAUACCUGCCAAGAAAAUGACAGCUGAUCUAGAAGGAGGUGUUGCUCCACCUGAAAUCCUCAAAGAGGGAAAGUUAUAAGAAGAUUCAGAGCAAUAAACACCAGCAACAUGAAUAGAAAAAAACACAAGCACAUAUUCACAUGCAAAAACAUGCACACACACAGCUGGAGAAUAGAAGACACUCCAGUGAAGAGUGAGCACAUGAAACCUGAUGAACCUCAGUGAGGCUUUGUGAACACAGUGUGAACCAGCUGUUCCUUUAAUGUACUGUACAACACGACGCACCAGAGACUCCCACUAGCAUCCCAAGUGCAACUGAGCCCAACCCAAAAUAAGCACAAAUCAAUCAUGCACACGGGAAGUGCUUGGGGAAACUUCAGAUUUUUGCAUCCUGAGAUUAAAACAUCCUCAUUUUGGGCAUUUCAAAUGUCUUCAGUGCAAUACAACUGCCACUUUAGUGACUCCUAAACAUUAGUACAAUCUGAAACUGAAAUCAGCUUUAAGCUCUAAUCCUUGGCUCUCACCGUCCUCCUUAGUAUUACUGUAGUGCUCUACGCAGUACAAUGAGCAAUAUAAUUUAACUGUUUCCUCAUAUUGGACAAAUAUUAUAUAAAAUUGUCUUUACAUUGCUGAAGGUGUACUUUUGAGUGUUCUGUUUUUAGAAUAUGCAUGAUUCAUGCAGACUUAGGACUGUGACAUGUUUUCCUGUCAUGGCUGCAUCAUCAAGGCUUUUAGACCAUCCACCUGCUGUUCAGGAUCACAUUAAGUAUUACUUCUGAUUACUGCUGACUAUAUGAUGCUGUGCAUCUGAGAACUUUUUGGAUGUCCAGGAUUGUCCUUGUUGAACUGUAAGUGACCUGCUUUAUCAUAAAGGAAGUGAGACACUGGAAGAAUGGAUGUGAUGAUGGAAGAAGAAAACAUCUGGAACACUACAGAAUGCCUCCACAGCCCAGAGUGUGGAGUGAGGAUAAGGCAAAUUAAUAGAUUGCACUUGUCAUUUUGCACAAGAGUUUUCUUGGUGUAUAAUUCUCUUUAACUUGAAAGAUGUUACUGAGAAAUGUAGCCAUUGCUGUGAUCAGUGUUUGUAUAGUGUGUCAGUAAUGUAUGUAUUAACUUAAUGUGCUAUAGAUUGUUUGGUGAUUUCCUUUUUUUUUUUAUAUGAUAGUCAUGUGACUGUGACAGGUGCCAGUUAUUCUGUCAGUGGCAUUUUUACAACUUUUACAGUACUGUGGAAAUGUUUUCACACCCUGGUGUUUGUACAUUAUAUUACAUAUUAAUCACUCAUGUUGUUAAUAUUUUCUAGACCAAAAUACUCAGUGUAUUGUUUGCAUUGUUUUUAGUUACAGUGGGUCAUAAUAAAAUUAAACAGGUAAA
This is a messenger RNA of Sphaeramia orbicularis (orbiculate cardinalfish), 3417 nucleotides long. RefSeq names its product FLVCR choline and putative heme transporter 2a (gene flvcr2a). Bases 458 to 2011 code for a protein of 517 amino acids. The transcript has 11 exons. The record is from RefSeq and is a predicted model, not a curated record. Gene Ontology annotation, biological process: heme export; transmembrane transport. Gene Ontology annotation, molecular function: heme transmembrane transporter activity; heme binding. Lineage: Eukaryota; Metazoa; Chordata; Actinopteri; Kurtiformes; Apogonidae. Gene Ontology annotation, cellular component: membrane.